AUGACCGGCAAGCGUGGAGGUGUUUUGUGGCAUUUUUUGCUUCUCUUCCUUUGGCCUUGGGUGUGGGCUGAUGGUUUGCAACUUGGCUCAGUGGACGUUCCACCUGAGCGCAACAGUCCAGAUAGUUUGAGUGCGUAUCACUUUGAUGUUCCUUUACCUCAACAAUAUCUGUUUCGUUCCUCUACAUGCAGAUUUGGUGAGGCUGACCACCCGGGCCCAGAUGGACAGAUGCUGGAGCCCGCAGAUCGUGCACUCCCCAUUGAGAACCCUUCCUUGCUGAGGAUUGGAUGUUCCAAUCCCGGUGGAUUGCGAGGCAAAGAAUUGACAGCUUUGCAACUUGGAUGUGGCAUUUGGUGCUAUGCAGAAACACAUUUGACCCAUGGUUUGCAAAGAGCUGUCACGACUUCGCUUUCUCGUACGGGAAGCCAAAUGAAUCGACAAAUCAGAGCCCAUUUUGGCGCCCCUGUCGCUUUUAGAUCCAACUCUGUUGAAGCCGGCACUUGGUCCGGAGUGGGGGUUCUCAGUGACUUUCCAUCUAGGGAACUCAAUGUGGCAUGGCAACAUGGAGAAAGAUCUUCGGGUCGUGUUUUGAUCACAAGACAUUUGGUCAAUCAAUUGCCUUUUCUACUGGCGGCAUGCUAUGGUUUUCCUUCUGGCCCCACUUGGCCAAACAGUCGCCAGCUGACUGGCCAGCUGUUGUCUUCGCUCACUAGGGAGAUGGUCAUCAGUGGCUCUGGACCUAGAAUCAUCGCAGGUGACUUCAACAGCGCCAUCCACCAACAAGAUGAAUUUCGCAUCUGGGAAAGCUAUGGAUGGACAGAAGCGCAAGUUCACGCCAAUACAUGUUGGCACCGUCCCAUUCAGCCUACAUGCAAGAAGGCAACGGUGGUAGACAUGAUAUGGAUGUCUCCAGAAGCGGCCAUGCUCUGCCGCAAUGUUGACAACAUUGACAUUUUUGCUGACCAUACCACCUUGUAUGCGGAUUUUGCGGUGCCUACCUUCACUUCAAAUAUCUCAACAUGGCCCAAACCUACUCAAAUACCAUGGGACCAAAUUGACUUGGAGCUAUGGCACAACAAGCUGCGGGACCCGCCUGCGCCAGAUUAUGUGGAUGGCUCCUCCACCAAUUACUUCACGGAAUGGGCCCAACACUGGGAAAGAGCGCUUGAUGGCUGUGUCCUGCAACAACCAGCCGGACGCCUUCCAGAAGCUUGCAAGGGCAGAGCAGUGCGUACUAAGCCACAAACAGCAUCCCUGACACCUCCAGUGGUCAAGGCUUCUAGACCUGGCGAAGUUCAACUUCGCUCUGACCUUGUGUCGAAGCAGGUGCAUUUGUGGUUCAAGCAGCUCAGACGAUUGCAGAGCUACAAACAUGCAGCCCUUGCCAACAAGUUGACAGUGGACGCAGAAGCAUACAGACUGAACUUGUGGAUGGCCAUAAGAAAGAGUCGUGGAUUUGAUGGACUUUUUGACUCUUGGUGGACUCGGCGGCUACAUCAAUCUUCAAUGGCUCCUUCUUCGCUGCCAUUGGCGCCACCAGAUGGCCCCACAGCUGAGCUGAUCUUCACUGACUUCAAGACCAACUUUGAAUCCUUUGAGAGAUGGCAUUUACGUCAACGACGCAAAUUGCUACAAACAAAAUACGAUCGAUGCUGUCAUCGUCUCUUUCGAGAACUACGACCUCCACAACGAGAGCAGCUGGAUCUUUUGUGGCAUACUAGUGACUUCACCAUCUUGGCCUUGGACUUCAGUGGCUGCCAGCUUCACGUUGAUCAACCUGUCCAGGAACUAGAAGGAAGGGUGUGGUUCAUUAAUCACGUCCAAGUUGAGGUUGUUUCUGCCGAUGGUGAUCUUCUUGUCCUUCGGUCUCUCCCAAGUCAUGCUGAGCCAGGCGACAUUUUACAAUGUCACCAAUACUACUCUUCGACGGAACAAAUUCAUCAAGCUCUGAUUGACUUAUGGAGACCUAGAUGGCAGACCGCAAGUAUGAUAGGUUCGGAACAAUGGAACAGAAUCACUGGAUUCAUUCAUGCUUACUUGCCUCGCUUGGACUUUCCUGAGCCUGACCUGACCCACAGCCAAUGGCAAACCACCUUGAACCAGUUUCCGCCGCGACCGGCAAGAGGAGUGGAUGGGAUCGAUGUCAAAGACUUGAAGCAGCUCCCUGAACAAUCAAGCAACAGCCUCCUCACCUUCAUCAAGAAGAUCGAUGGUGACACUUGCGUAUGGCCAGAUCAACUGUUGUUUGGCACUGUGUUGAGUUUGAGCAAGCAGGAACUUUCGCACCUGCCAAAUCAUUUUCGACCAGUGGUCAUUUUGGGCACUGUUUAUCGUGCCUGGUCCAGAAUGUGUGCUUUACCACUGCUACAGUUGCUCAGCAUGGUUGUGCCGGCCUCUGCACAUGGAUUCCUACCCGGCAGAGAAUGUGCACAAAUUUGGCUUCAGCUCCAAUGCUUCAUUGAGGUUUGUAUCCAACAGGGCAUUGAAUUUUCUGGCUUCAGCACGGACAUUGAGAAGUGCUUCAACAAUAUAGGUAGGGAUCCUUUGAUGACUUUGGCUUCCCAUGUUGGGCUUUGCCCCAAACUGCUGCAGCCUUGGCGUUCCUUCCUGGACAACUUUGUGCGGUCCUUCCAGGUGCGCACCACAUUGAGUGCGCCGGUUCGUAGCUCACAAGGAUUACCAGAGGGAUGUUCACUUUCGGUGGUUGGGAUGGUCCUGAUUGAUUGGGCUCUACAUGUUUAUCUCUCCGCAUUAGCUCCCUCUGUGCAUGCCUUUUCCUACGUUGACAAUGUUUCUGAGGCAGGACACAAGGUGAUGGAUGUUGUUUCGGCAUUUUUCAGCACCAUUUGCUUCUUUCAACUUUGGGGGCUUGCCUUGGAUUUUGCAAAGACCUACUUUUGGAGCACUUCAGCGAGUUCCAGAGCCCUGCUGCGGCUUUUGGGUUUGUCCAUACAGAGCGAUGCUCUUGAACUUGGAGGCAGCAUGACGUUUGAAGCAUCACGUCGCAACCGACAGCUUCGAGCUCGUGGAGACAAACUCCACGCCAAGUGGGAACGACUGAGGAAAAGUGCUUGUCCUUUGGAACAAAAGUUUGCAGUGUUGCCGAUGGCUUUUUGGGCAUCCGCAUUGUAUGGGAAUGCUUCUUGUCCAUUGGCUGACUCCUACCACCACCAAUUGCGACAAGCAGCCAACAAAGCUUUGAGAUGUAAUCAGGCUGGCUCCAAUGCUCUCUUGCGCUUUUCUUUGAAUGACAAGAUGGAAUCUGACCCCGGCUUUUUCCAUGUUCUUUCGGUACUCCAGACUUUUCGACGAGUUUGUGGGCGUUCUCCUCGAAUACUGGACUGCUGGAGAUUAUGGAUGCAAUCCUUUGAUGGCAAAAUCACCAACGGACCUUUUGGAGUGUUGCUGGACACCUUGAACAAGAUCGGUUGGAGUGUUGGACUUCCACCCAUCAUUGUCGACCGGCAAGGUCUUUCUCAUGACUUGCUGCAGACUCCAUGGAUGCUUUUGAGGCACCUUCUGAAAGACUCAUGGCUUUGCUACGUAGCUACAACUUUGCAGAGACCUUCAAUGCUGGCAUUGAAUGACAUGGAUGAGUACGUGGUGAAGUGGCAUAACCACAAACUCACUGCCUUGGAGCGCUCGCUGCAAUCAGCACUGCAAAGCGGCACCUUUCUGGAUGCGAAGUCUCAUAGCAAAUAUGAUGUUACUAAAGAUGGUUUUUGUUCUGUUUGUUUUUGUCCCCAAACCCAUGAACAUUUGCUCACUUGUAAAAAGUAUGUGGACUUACGGGAAACUUUUUCUUUGACGGAUGAGCUGGAUGGUUUGCCACGAGCUUUCGUGCUUCACCUUCUAUGUCCACGCUCUCCAUGGGUGGAAGCCCUGCGAACCUAUUACACAGAAUUGGAGGACACCACCGGCGUUUUUCAUUCUGGCCCCAUGGGCGAUGAGGUUCAACACCUUUUCACAGAUGGCAGUCAUCGUGAAGAUGGACGUUUUGAGACCAAAAGAGCCGCUUGGGGGCUCUACAACGCAACUUCCCAAUCUCCUAUAGCGGCUGGAUGGCUUGCGGGUUUGCCUCAGACGAUAGCAAGAGCUGAACUAUCGGCGGUGAUUGCAGCCUUACGAUGGGUGCAACACUGGAAGAGGGCGACUCACAUUUGGCUCGACGCAUUGGAGAUCCACCGUGGGCUUCAAAAACGAUUAGCUGGCUAUGUCACAAAACAUGCAGAGGCCAAUGCCGAUCUCUGGUUGGUAGUUGACGAACUGCUUUUGGAUGAUUUAGCUGGUUUGAUAGGCUCCACCUGGAUACCUUCCCACCUUUGCAUUUCAGAUUGUGAGUCACCUUUUGAAGAGUGGGUGGCAAUCAAUAAUGGACAUGCUGACUCACUGGCAGUUCGGUGCAACGAAGAGCGCUCAAGUGCUUUUCAAGAAUUGCUGCUUUUUCAGAAGGAAUGGGAUGAGCGUUUCACUGGUCUUUUCGAGCGUUUGAGAAAAUACUACUUUUCCAUCUUUGAGCGCAUUCAGACUGACACGUCAAACACGCCGUGCGUUCGAGUUGACUGCUCUGAGGAUGAGAGUGACAGCGUUUUGUACAGUUUCCUUGAUGUUUUGUCAUCCGCUUUGGAUCCUUUGCAUUUUGUACACACUCUAGGGUUUCCAGUGGAAUUUUUGCAACAUGUGCUGGAUUGGCUGCGAUCUCACGAAGAUGAUAUGGGGGUGCCGGCCUCAGUUAGUUAUUUGGAGGUCACUUUUGGUUUGCUCAAGGUUGAUUCUGUCCUGUUUCCGUUUCGUAAUCCCAUGAACGGCCUGGCUCGGGUAGUUCGUCCUGAGCUUCUGGGUGCUGCAGGCGACGCCACCUCCGACGCCUCCCCAGCCUCGCCCUGGCGUGCGCGCCUCGCGCCACGGGGCGCCGUGUCCGCGGACGGCGGGGCGGCGCGGGCGCUGGCGGCACUGGGAACGAUGCAGGCUGGGGUGCAUAUCUUCUCUGUGGUCUUCAACGAAGGCUACGAAAGUCUCUGGACCAAUCCUCUCAUUGGCCCCAACGGCACCAGCCUCUACCGCUGCGGUGCCCUCUUUGUUGAUGGAGGUCAACACUGGCGCAUGAUGUCGUCCUUGUUCCUCAGCACCGGUGCCGUUCAACUGGUGCCAGGCCUCUUUCUCCAAUGGACGUUGGGCAAAUUCGUGGAACAGCGCUUGGGUUUCUGGCGCAUGUUGCAGGUGUUGCUCCUGAGCGGCGCCAGUGGAAGCUUGCUGAGUGCUUGGGGACAGCUCAACACUCGAAGGUUAAUCGUCGGCUCCUCGUUGCCGCUGCACGGUGUCUUAGCGCAGCGUCUCUGCAUGCCGCCUGUGGGGGCGGAGGAGCGGCUCUACUGGCGAGUUAGCGCCCUGGUGCUGCUGCUCUCCCUGUCCUUUGCUGCGCUGCUGCCUAUUCUGGACUUCCAGGGCCGUCUGGGCGCCACGCUCGGCGGCCUCCUCAGCGCCCUCGGCACCGGUGGUACCACCGGGUCCAAGACGGUGCUGGCGGCGAAGGAGCGACCCGGAUAA
Messenger RNA from Cladocopium goreaui, 5547 nucleotides. NCBI's taxonomy places the organism in Eukaryota, Dinophyceae, Suessiales, Symbiodiniaceae. The record is from the annotation of a GenBank genome assembly.